Molecule: messenger RNA, 3660 nt
Organism: Tripterygium wilfordii
Lineage: Eukaryota; Viridiplantae; Streptophyta; Magnoliopsida; Celastrales; Celastraceae
Exons: 24
Coding region: 151-3459 (1102 amino acids)
Source: RefSeq, a predicted model, not a curated record
CCUCAUGUUCUGUUCUUCGAUAGACUUCAAUUCAAGGACAUUCCAUUCACCGAACAAAGGCUAUAGGUUCGCAAACUCCCUCGUAAUUGAGUACUGGGUUUUGGGAUUUGGCUUUAAAAGCUCCUUGUCUCGUCUAUUGGAAAUUCAGCAAUGGAACCGCAACAACAGCAAGAGCAACAGUUGAUAUGGAAGUCAGAGGCAGGAGAAUCAAUGAUGUCAGUCACAAUUGGAAGAGCGAUGAACACUGUCCUUUCUAGUCGCCCCAGAAAACUUCAGGACGCUAUCUCUCGCCUGUCUCUCGUUCCCAAUAGUACACCGUCCUCUCUCAGUUCUUUGGAGGAUUCCGUCUGGUUUUUACGCAAGUACAUUGAAGACGCGGCUGAAAAGGAGGAGCCUUUGGACUCCAUUCUUAUUCCAAUCAUUGAACAUUCAUUGAGGAACAAAGAUUCAAAACAUGGUGGCCAAGCUAUCAUACUAAUAAACUGGUUCUUUCGGGAUGAGCAUCUUUUCCGAGCACUUGCCUAUGAUCUUGCCAACAUUUUCACGAGAAAAGACGAUCCUUACAUAACAUUUGGCUGGUGUACUCUUGUGCGCAGUCUUCUGGAGUAUGAUUGUGCUCCGUAUCAACAUCCCUUAGACGGGAUAAGGGAGAAAUUCUACUUUUUGUUGAAGAUACUAAACCCAUGUAUUUCACGCAUGUUGCUCAUAAUUUGUGGAGGAAGUGCUUCACUGGAUGGGUUUGAGUUGCCAUCCCGACUUUCAGUAUCUGCUGCUGAUUGUCUGUUGGUUCUCACUGAAGCAUUGACCAAGAAAGCUGAUUAUCCAAGUAGCAAGGAAAAAUCAUCAGCUUCACAUCCAUCAACUUCUGUACCAGCUCCUCUUCGCGAUCAGAAAGAAAAACCAGCUAUCAGCUCUUUGGGGCUCUUGAAUGUGGAAAUGGAAUUUAUACUUUGGUCUCAUCUGGAGGAUGUCAUUAACAUGGUGCAGAGGCUGCUUGCUUGGAACAGAAAAAGUCGGCCUCUACAUAGCAAAGGAAUAGAGCUAGUUCUUAAGUGGCUGCAAGAGAUAAAGGGAGAGUAUGGUUGCUUUGAGAACGAGGCAGGAUCAGAAAUUCUCAAGACAGGAGCCUUGCUACUCUCUUCUUGUUGGAAGCAUUACAGCAAGCUAAUGCACUUGGAAGAUCGCAAUUUCUCUCGGCAUUACAAAGAGUUUUUGGAGCAGUACUUAUCAGGCAUCCAGCAUUGUACGCACAACCGUGCUGAGCAGCACGGUGGGAAUAAGGAUGUUGGUGUCGAGACCAGGAAGUUUUUCCUGAAUUGCCUCUGCCUUCUGCUUGGCCGUUUUGAGAGCAAGAAAUUCGAAAGUAUAAUGGCAGAGUUUGGGAUGCAGAUUUCACAGGUUCUUUUGUCUCAGCUUCACUGCACCGAUGAAGAUGUGAUAGCUGGGACUGUAUGCAUUUUUAAGGCAGCCGUAUUUACUCCAAAUAAAUCAGUUGGAAGCAGUCUUGCUGAUGGUACACAGAUGGAUGAUGUGUUAACAUCACUGCUUCACCUUCUAGAUGAACGGGAUGGUACAGCUAGAGCUGCUAUUAUACUGAUAGCAGAAUACUGCUACAUGAGUACCGACAGCUACUGUCUUCAACAGGUUCUGAUGCGCAUUGCCUCUGGAAAUGAUAUACAGAGGAUGAAUGCAAUGGAUGUUUUAUCAGAACUUAUUCAUAUAGCAUUACAUUCAGCAAAUGAUUCUUCUCAUUUAGCAUGGAAAGACUUAGCUAACCACUUACUGGAUCUCCUUGGAGAUGAAGUAAUAGUAAUUCGUGAACAGGCUUCCAAUUUGCUUUCGCGGAUAGAGCCAUCAUUGGUUUUGCCUGCACUAGUUCGCCUUGCUUACUCACCAAAUGAAAGGGUGCAAUCCUCAGCUAGUGCUGCAUUGACUGCGGGGCUCAAGUAUCAUAACCAGAAAGUUGAAGUUAUAUGCAUGUUGCUCGACUGUCUUAGUAACAUUAGUCAAAGCCUAGAUCUUCCAAAAGCUACAGGAGAUAUACGGGAAGGAUCAAAGUUCGACACUGAGAAGGUCCUCAGACUCAUCCCAGAAUGGUCUAAAAGUGUUCAAGUUUGGGACUCCAUGAUUGGUCCUUUGAUUGACAAGAUGUUUACAGAGCCUGCAAAUGCAACCAUUGUAAGGUUUUUGAGUUACAUAAGUGAACACUUGGCAGAUGCUGCAGAUGUGGUCCUGUCUCGUGUACUACUGCAGAUGAAAGGACUUGAGGAGAUUGAUGAGAGCUUCUUGUCAAGAUGGGAAAGUCGAACCUAUACAGGCAAUGAUACUGUGCAGCAAGUACUGUUUGAACAUCUGUGUCCAUUACUUGUGAUUAGGCUGCUUCCACUGAGAGUUUUUGAUGACCUCAAUUCAUCUGCCAUGUAUGGCUAUGUUACCAAGCAAGGAAUUCCACAAGAUCAUGGAGUUAUCAAUCCCAUCGGUCAUGAGUCUGUUGCUGCUCUUCUUCUGAGCAGGGCAUUAGCUAGGUUUGAAUUUGAGGACGUGCGUAAACUUGCAGCUGAGCUCUGUGGGCGGAUUCAUCCCAAGGUGCUCUUUCCAAUAGUAGCCUCUCAACUAAGACAAGCUGUUGGUCUUCAGGACACAUGGAAAAUUAAAGCUUGUUUGUUUUCAGUUUGUACUUCCCUUGUGGUUAGAGGCAGGGAUUCGAUUGUUCAUCCUGAUGUGCUAGAAAUCAGAAAAACACUGGAAAUGGUUCUAUUGUGGUCUUCUUCAGAUGGGGACGAAGUUUCCAAAGCACAACAUGGGUGCAUUGAUUGCCUAGCUUUGAUGAUAUGCGCUGAACUGCAAGCUGUAGGGUCUCAAGUCUCCAACUCAGAGAAACAAGGCAAUCCUGAGAGUGCUGCAACAAGAAACUCUGUCCUUACUCAUGUGAUCCGUCAACUGAUAGAUGAUAAAAAUGAGAUUUUAAUGAACUCCACGAUGGGUUCUGAGCACCCUAGUCAUGGGGCACCAUUGGUUCAUUCGUUUCGUCUGUGCAUGGCUAACGUUCUGAUUAGUGCUUGCCAGAAGAUCUCAGACACUGGCAAAAAACGCUUCACCCAAAGAACUCUUCCACGCCUCAUCAAUUCCGUUGAGGCGAUAAUGCACCCAGAUAUAAGAGCUGCUUGUGUCCAUGUUCUCUUCUCAGCUGUGUACCAUCUGAAGUCUGUUGUUCUUCCUUAUUCAUCUGAUCUCCUCAAACUAUCUCUAAAUUUUCUCAAAAAAGAGUCAGAGAAGGAAAGGAUGGCUGGUGCAAAGCUAAUAGCAUCUCUUAUGGCUAGCGAAGAUGCAAUCUUAGUGAAUAUAUCGGGGGAACUACUCGAAGCAAGGUCUAUACUAUCAGAUGUUUGUGCAAGAGACUCGUCCCUUGAUCUACAAGAAGUAUGCAGGAAGUUGAUGGCUUGUAUAUCCUUUCCCUAAUUUCCGGUUAGGUACAACUGUCUCUUGGACUGAAGAAAGAAACUGUUAGUUUCAACGAUUUCCUGCACUCAUGUUGUAAAUAUAUUUAACUAACAGGUGUCUAGAAGUAUUUCCCUGAAUGAACGCUGUAAAGCAUAAGGGAAAAAAAAACUCUGAAGAAAAAAGAACGCAAAUUAGAAAGAAAAAACUUUGCUUGUUCAA